Sycon ciliatum is the source of this 1562-nucleotide messenger RNA. Its product is annotated as transcription factor jun-1-like. The record is from RefSeq and is a predicted model, not a curated record. Gene Ontology annotation, cellular component: nucleus. Gene Ontology annotation, biological process: regulation of transcription by RNA polymerase II. Lineage: Eukaryota; Metazoa; Porifera; Calcarea; Leucosolenida; Sycettidae. The transcript has 2 exons. Gene Ontology annotation, molecular function: RNA polymerase II cis-regulatory region sequence-specific DNA binding; DNA-binding transcription factor activity, RNA polymerase II-specific. Bases 168 to 920 code for a protein of 250 amino acids.
UCAGUCGAUUGUGACAAGUACUCGAGAAUAUACUCAUUGGACGAAGGCUGCGGGCGGCCUGACGUUUCAAAGAAAUUUUGUUCUUGUCUUUUGACCUGUUUUGACAUUUUGAGCAAUUUUGUGCUGACGAGAAGCUCUUAUAAGCGAAGACGUAAACACAUUCAAAAAUGCAUUUUCAGAAUUCUUUCCACAACGCGUCGUACGUGUCAGGUGGUGUGAUGUUGGAUAACUCGAUGAGUUGGCCGUUGAUCGCUACUAGCAAUUCCUCAGUGCCUGGAAUAAGUCUGAGCAAUUCAGCGAUGUUCGCUCCCAGCACUUGCACGCCGCUAGCUCACUCGCUCUAUCCUAACUUGGUGCAGGAAACUCCUGUUACUUCCAGUGCACCCUACUGUCCUGAUGUAGACGCGUGCAGUCUAUCACCUACACCAUCAUCUCCUUCGAUCUGCGAUUCCAUGACUGAUUCUCCUGCUCCAUCGUCAUCAUCGUCGCAGAGUGUGGACGUAUCAUUUCGCAACUUGAUGGAACAACGCAACGCCGUUGUUGCUAACCUGGCAAACCCACAGCGACCAGAGGCACCCUCAUCCUACGACGAAGAGCUCAAAGCGAUCAAACCUCUUCUUAGAAAGCCAAUCGACACAACCAGAAUGAAUGACCGCCAGGUCCAGAGGCUGGAGCGUCGCCGUCAGCGAAACAAGCAGGCUGCUGAGCGCUGUCGCAUCAAGCGACGCGAGAAGUCCUCGCAAAUCCGCCAGGAGCUCACACUCCUGACCCGGUCGAACGACGAGCUGGAGCAGGAGGUGAUCCGACUGCGCUCAGAGAUGCAGGGCCUUCAGCAGAUGCUGUGCAACCAUCACUGCCACAUUGGUCACAGCAAGGAAGAGCUGAUUGCUAUGGUAUCUGACCUGGAAGCAUCCUCCUAACUUUCACGUUUUCCUUCCCGUCUAUUUCACAGCACUAACACUGGUGACUAAAAACAGCUGAUCUAUUCGUAUUACCGAGACGACCACAUGCUGUGCAUGCUGGCAUUCAUAUCACAGACAACAUAGUAUUAUAGGAUAAUUACAGUAGGAUAGUUUAGGGCGCUACAAUCGAGAAAAUCACGCUUCGUACUGGCUACGUUUGUGUAGGUUUUCCAAUAGCUUUAGGACUGACUCUAGAAUAUAUUGCCAAGAAUGUAUCACUGGUUUAAACAUCUAGGAUUUACUUUGAUAAAGGCUUAGGCACCUAGUAGCUGCUGGUUAGCUGCCUGGAUAUGUGUUCAAUUUCAAUCCUGGCGUAUUUCUUCACGUUAUAUUCAUUGCUUUGCCUGGUGCAAAUUGUUGCUGUCGUAUGGCUGCUGUGCAGCUGUAUGUACUCGCCGCUAGCUUCUAGCCGGACUAGGUUGCUCUCGCCUUCAUUAUUUUCUGGUUCAGCUGACAUGCAGUUGCAGGCAGGUUCUGCGCUGUGUGCAGCUAGUCCAAACUUACUUAUCACCGCCAUAUAUCUUCUGGAUCAUCAUCAUCUCAAUUAUCCGUUUCAUAUUCAUGAUACAAAACACUGAGGCAGGACCUCCCUAAUCUCAA